Cuscuta epithymum is the source of this 739-nucleotide messenger RNA. The record is from the annotation of a GenBank genome assembly. NCBI's taxonomy places the organism in Eukaryota, Viridiplantae, Streptophyta, Magnoliopsida, Solanales, Convolvulaceae.
CCUCGUUAAUUCAUGAUCACAUAUCCUUCAUUAAAAAAUCACUCACGUACGAACAUUUGAAAGGCCAACCUAUUCCAAAAUCAAAAGAAAGAAUCAGAAAAAGCGGCCGCCGGGCGCCGGCACAGUUAGUUGCGUUCAUAAUGGCGGGGGAGAAGAAGUUGCGGAUAAAAGUGGAGUCGCCGACGUCGGAGUUCCGGGCAGAAGUGAACGGGAGCGGUAAGGUGAUGGAUCUGAUAAAGAUAAUAAAACGGGCGUGGGGGAGUGAGCACAUGACUCUCCACACCAACUCUACAGAAAUGAAGAGCGAUCAGCCCCUCUCUGUUUACAAUCUCAGAGACGGAUCUGUCGUCAAAGUCAGAGUCUUCGCCGACGCUCCUUAGCUUCAUUCCGGCCGCCCUCAGUUCCGUUUCGAGAUUUAAGAUCGAUCCAUGAAGAUGACCGAACAAACGUUUUAUUUAUUGGCAUCUAUCUAUUUUUCCUAGCAACAUUUCAAUCAUCAAACGGUUGUGUUUGGACUUGGAACAUAAAUAUGUCUUUGUAAUUCAAUUCCAUUUCUUCUUUUUUUGGAGUUGUAUCUUGUACCAAGUACUUAGUAGUACGUAGUAUAUCUCAAACCCACCCUUUGUUAAUUCCUCGGCCUCAUACUUCCCCAAUAAUAACGGUGAAAUUUAUCUACUAUACUACCUUCAUCGUUGAUUUGAAAAAUUGACUUUUUUUGGUUAAACAUUUUCAACUUAUC